AUGGAGGCCGUAACGACUGUUCGGAACCCGUUUGUGAUUGACGCCCAUGAAACUAAGGUAGAAGGAGCAUCACUACUGUUCGGCUACACAUCCACCUCGGAUUGUCUGUGUCUGGUUUACACUCUGACAACUGGAAGUCAAGUCCCACGAAUCAACUGGGAGUCGGUCGAGGCAACGCAGCUUCCCGAUCCAAUGCUAUUCAUAUACGAGACACAACAUCGUGACUUUGGAUGUGUUGAAGACACGGGAGCAUCCCCGCACACGGGAGCAUCCCCGGACACGGGAGCAUCCCCGGACUCGGGAGGCAUGUGGCGCUGUGUGGGUGAUGGAUAUUGCAAGGUAGGUCAGAAGCAAAAGCUUCUUAUUCAAUUGCAUAGAGCUGUGCAGCGUACAAUUUGCAUUUGCAUCCUACCGAAUGAGCAGCAGCAGGAGCAGUCGGGCUCUGGCACUCUAGUCAGACAUAAUUCAUGUCGGGAGCCACGAAGUAACACAUGGGUUCAGUGGUACAUACUCCAGCUCAAUAGCGCCGGCAAGAUAGACACCUGGCAAUGCAAAAUGCGCUGCAACGGCCAGUUCUUUACUAUACAAAAGAUCUUCAGCCUUGCUGAUGACGAAAGAUCCAGUGGUCUAUGUCUCAUCUGCCAGGAUCUGCAAGCUACCAUCACCGUCUUACCCUGCAGACACUUGUGUCUCUGUUCCGAGUGCUCCCAACGCAUCGAAGAAAAAUGCCCCGUCUGUAGGGGCCCUGUGGCCCAGUUCUUGUUAGUAGACAGGGAGACACCUGCGAAGAACUUGGAACUGUAA
Molecule: messenger RNA, 804 nt
Organism: Gregarina niphandrodes
Lineage: Eukaryota; Apicomplexa; Conoidasida; Eugregarinorida; Gregarinidae
Product: zinc finger, C3HC4 type (ring finger) protein
Exons: 1
Coding region: 1-804 (267 amino acids)
Biological process (GO): protein ubiquitination
Molecular function (GO): ubiquitin protein ligase activity
Source: RefSeq, a predicted model, not a curated record